AUGGAGCCUCAGGACAUUGACCCGGCGUUGAUGCCGCAGGACCCGUUCCUCCCACAAGAGGACCAGCUGCAAAGUCCCGUCUUCUUAGACACCCAGGCCUGCCUCUGUGCGUUGCAGACGUUGCCGAGUACGGACUCGACAAAGGACACCGCUGCUUGGCAGUGUAUCGGUAACCAGACGCAGAGUGUUUACGAGGUGACGACAGGAAAGUGGUUCAACACUCUCCAUGGCGGCAGCAAGAUCAACUUGACUCUCUUCGACGAUUCCAAUGGCCCGGAUACCACAGAGCCCAAGACUUGGAACAACCAGUCCAAAUCUCUCAAGGCUUUGACAAACGAGAAGAGCCUCACUGUGUAUGAUCGGGCCUGUACCGGGAAGAACAACACGGCCUUCUCAACCAGCUACUAUCAGGCCGUCGCCCAGAUGAGCAAGGACGAGCUCCCCAUUGCCGCCACACCCUGUUGGAGACCCGGUGCCUUUCCCAUGCAGCUGCAAAGCGUUGAUUCAUGGGAAUCCAAGGGUUGCAAUGAAGGAUUCCUCUGUGCCAACAACACCAUCAAUUCACUCCCCUUGUUUUGCCCUCCCCUAUCCGAAUGCCAGGUCGCGAGACUGACUGGGGUGACAUGUGCCCUCAACGGCAGGAAUGUGGGAAUGGGGCCUUUUGAGCCUGUCGUCUGCCAGCAAGGCUGGUACUGCCCCCCGUCGGCCAAGGGAAAGAAGACGAUCCGUUGCCCGGCGGGUUCGUACUGUCAGCCCGGCGCCUCAACUCCGACUCCUUGCAACUUCGGGAGCCGGUGUCUCGAGGGUUCAUCAUACCAGCUCUUCCUGAUCCCGAUUGUGGUCCUCAUCGUUGUCGACAUUCUCCUCGUGGCUGGAAUCUUUUUCGUCAAGUUCAAGCAGCGAUUCCAUUCGAGUUCCCGGGCACACAUUAGCUCCUUGAAGAACCGCAAGGGCAUGAGUGGUGUCACAGCGAGCAUUACAGGCUACAAGACGCUUCCUGACGAGAACGACGACAUUGACCAGGAAAUGGUACCGAUGAAUGCGACAUACCUUCCAAGGCAGGACACUUGGACUGGCUUUGAAUCCGCCUUUGACGUACUGUCCGCCAACAACGCGGACCGGUCUCAAACAGAGGCCGGUCUGUCGCCACACCUCAAAGCCUUCAUCGAAUCCAUGAGAAAGGCAACAGAGGCUACCAACUUUGGAUUGUCAUUCGCAUACUCUGACCUGGUUUUCCACCCCAAGGGCAGCCCUAAGCCAAUUCUUCAAAACGUAACCGGAUCCAUCGAACGCGGAUCCCUCGUUGCUAUCAUGGGUGGUUCGGGUGCUGGAAAAUCGACAUUUGUCAAUGUGUUGAUGGGCAAAACAAACAACACAGGCGGCCUUGUUUCCGUCAACGAUGUCCCUGGCAAGAUGAAGAAGUACAAGAAGCUGACGGGCUACGUGCCCCAGGACGAUAUUGUGCUGCCUGAGCUGACCGUCUACGAAAAUAUUGUGCAUUCCGCUAGAAUUCGGUUGCCUCGAACCUGGAGCGAUGCGGAAAUCAGGGCCCACGUCGAGUCGGUCAUCGACUGCUUGGAGCUGUCGCAUGUGAGAGACUCUUUGGUUGGAAGCGUGGGCAAGCCUGUUAUCAGUGGUGGCCAAAGGAAACGAGUCAGUAUCGGGAUGGAGCUGGCCGCGGCGCCUAUGGCAAUCUUCCUAGACGAACCGACCAGCGGCCUGGAUGCCACUGCGGCUUCAUCUAUCAUGCGGACGCUCAAGGCCAUUGCGCGGCUUGGAAUCUCAAUCAUCGUCAUCAUUCACCAGCCCCGUGCGGAGAUCUUUGACCUUUUCGAUAACCUGAUUCUCCUUGGAAACGGUCAAACCAUUUAUGAGGGCUCCCAGAUUGAGGCCACACCCUACUUUGAGGGUGUGGGCUUCCACUUCCCUGAGCACUGCAACCACGCUGAUGUGAUUACUGACAUCAUCACUGGCAACGGUCGAGACUACAAGGCGAGCGGUGACAUCUCGAAAGAGGCCUUGAUAUCGCAUUGGGGGAAUUGGCAACAAUCAAGGGGGGACGACACCAAACGCAACACGACGGUUUCCAUGUUGGGUGGAAACUCGAUGCAUCAAGCCCUCAAGAAACGCGGGGCCCCUCGUAUCAAGCAAGGGUGGCUUUGCCUGAGCCGGGCAUUCCUCCAGCAAUAUCGUGCAAAGGGUGCUUUCUGGGCCGAGAUGGGAUUGGCAACGCUUGCCGGUGGACUUUUGGGACUGGCCGAGAAUCCUAAGCACGGCGUCCUCUUCGUUGGACUCUUUAACGAACCGUACGGAGUCUUGUCAACGGCCAUGGACUUCCGGUCUGCACCGGAGUUGGCGCUUCUCAUGGCCAUCGCUAUCGGACUGGUGGCAGGCCCCCCCGGAGUCAAGAGCUUCUCGGAGGAGACACUGCUGCACCGUCGAGAGGCUGAAGCCGGCCAUUCUCGACUGGCCUAUUUCCUUGCCAAGAUCAUUUCUGUUCUGCCCCGCAUGACUCUUGGUUGUCUGCACUUCACUACGCUCGUGCUCUUGUUAUCUGUCCCGAUUAUCGACUGGGGUCUCGCGUUCCUCGUGAACCUCAUGUACUUUUACUGCAUCUACGGCCUAGCGAGCUGUGUGAGUAUGGCUGUCCGGAGAGAAGAUGCGCCUCUAUUCGCGACCAUGAUCAGCCUUAUCGUGGGCAUUCUUUCUGGAGCCGCACCCCCACUGGCGCAGGUGAAGGAGUGGCAUAUCGAAUGGCUCUGGCGGGCGUCGCCCGGCGUUUGGCUGGCCGAGCUUUAUUUCGGCCAGCUGGUGGCGCCGUUUGAGUAUCUGUUCAAUGUCGAAGCCGCAUCGAAGGUGACCGGGUUUCAUCUCGAUUGGAAAUGGAUGAACAUCCUGGUAUUGCUGGGGAUUGGGACCGUUUACAGAGUGCUUGCAUACAUCGGCAUGCUUGUUGGGCACAGGCUGAGGAGGUAACGCAAUGGCGCUUUGAUAAAUGCGAUACCGUACUGAUGAUUUAAAUCAUUCAAACUACUAAUCAGGCAACUCUUCACAUCUCUCGUUGCCUUGAUAUUGUCUCACGGGUUUACAGGCAAACUAAAUACCGUAGAGGCGAUAUCAACUACUCAGGAGUAUCCAACAUCAAGACACAACGCCUAUUAGACGUUUAAGGAGACGG
This is a messenger RNA of Ilyonectria robusta, 3178 nucleotides long. RefSeq lists its product as uncharacterized. Gene Ontology annotation, molecular function: ATP binding; ABC-type transporter activity; ATP hydrolysis activity. Lineage: Eukaryota; Fungi; Ascomycota; Sordariomycetes; Hypocreales; Nectriaceae. The record is from RefSeq and is a predicted model, not a curated record. Bases 1 to 2976 code for a protein of 991 amino acids. Gene Ontology annotation, cellular component: membrane. The transcript has 2 exons.